AUGACAUGUGAGAACAUAUGCUGCGAGGAAUCGAGAGGAAUCCGAGGACCGAGAGCGUUGUCGACCUCGCUUCCCCCGUCCGUCGAUAUCUCGCAUCCACCGUCCGUCGCACCAGCUCCCCCCGCCCAUCGCCCUUGCUUCCCCCGCCAUCGCCCUCACUUCUCCCUCCCGUCGCCCUCGCUUCCCCCUCCCGUCGACCUCCCAUCCCCCUCCCGUCCCCCGCCCAUCGCUCUCCUGUCCCCCUCCCAUUACCCUCCCGUCGCCCUCCCAUCCCUUUCCCAUCCCCUUCCCAUCCCCCUCCCAUCGCCCUCCCAUCCCCCUCCCAUCCCCCUCCUGUCCCCCUCCCAUCCCCAUCCCAUCCCCUCCCAUCCCCCUCCCAUCCCCCUCCCAUCCCCCUACCAUCCCCACUCCCAUCCCCCUCCCAUCACCCUCCCAUCCCCCUCCCAUCCCCCUCCCAUCCCCCUCCCAUCCCCCUCCCACCCCCCUCCCAUCCCCCUCCCACCCCCUUCCCACCCCCCUCCCAUCCCCCUCCCAUCCCCCUCCCAUCCCCCUCCCAUCCCCCCUCCCAUCCCCCUCCCAUCCCCCUCCCAUCCACCCUCCCGCCCUCCUCCCAUCGCCCUCCCACCCCCCACCCAUCCCCCUCCCAUCCCCCCUCCCAUCCCCCUCCCACCCCCCUCCCAUCCCCCUCCCAUCCCCCUCCCAUCCGCCUCCCACCCCCCUCCCAUCCCCCUCCCAUCCCCCCUCCCAUCCCCCUCCCAUCCCCCUCCCAUCCCCCUCCCGCCCCCCUCCCAUCCCCCUCCCAUCCCCCCUCCCGCCCCCCUCCCAUCCCCCUCCCAUCCACCCUCCCGCCCCCCUCCCAUCCCCCUCCCAUCCCCCUCCCAUCCCCCCUCCCAUCCCCCUCCCAUCCACCCUCCCGCCCCCCUCCCAUCCCCCCUCCCAUCCCCCCUCCCAUCCCCCUCCCAUCCCCCUCCCAUCCCCCUCCCAUCUCCCUCCCAUCCCCCUCCCAUCCCCCUCCCAUCCCCCUCCCAUCCCCCUCCCAUCCACCCUCCCGCCCCCCUCCCAUCCCCCCUCCCAUCCCCCUCCUGCACCCCUCCCGCCCCCCUAAAGGUGAACCGAAGUAAGGGGGAUUGA
Molecule: messenger RNA, 1131 nt
Organism: Closterium sp. Naga37s-1
Lineage: Eukaryota; Viridiplantae; Streptophyta; Zygnematophyceae; Desmidiales; Closteriaceae
Source: the annotation of a GenBank genome assembly